Molecule: messenger RNA, 2154 nt
Organism: Lepus europaeus (European hare)
Lineage: Eukaryota; Metazoa; Chordata; Mammalia; Lagomorpha; Leporidae
Gene: SYPL1
Product: synaptophysin like 1
Exons: 5
Coding region: 104-826 (240 amino acids)
Cellular component (GO): synaptic vesicle; synaptic vesicle membrane
Source: RefSeq, a predicted model, not a curated record
CCUCCCCGCCUGCCCGUCCUCGCCGCCCGGCUGCUCGGGUCUCGUCGGCCCCCUCCUCCUCCGCCCCGCCGUCCUGACUCUUUCUCCCUCCUGUCCUCAGAGGAUGUCCUCCUUCCAGAUCAACCUCAACCCGCUCAAGGAGCCGCUCGGCUUCAUCAAGAUCCUCGAGUGGAUUGCCUCCAUCUUUACUUUUGCCACCUGUGGAGGUUUUAAGGGCAAAACAGAGGUUCUAGUGAAUUGUCCUCCAGUUACUGAGAAUAAAACUAUUACAGCUAGUUUUGGUUAUCCAUUCAGGUUGAAUCAGGCGUCAUUUCAGGCACCUCCAAAUGUAAAUGUGUGUGGCGUAAGUUGGGAUAGUUAUGUUCUCGUAGGAGAUUACUCUUCUUCGGCACAGUUCUAUGUCACCUUUGCAGUCUUUGUGUUCUUGUACUGCAUUGCUGCCCUUCUGCUGUAUGUUGGUUACACGAACCUGUAUCGGGAUAGUCGCAAACUUCCCAUGGUUGACUUUGUUAUCACUCUUGUUGCCACCUUUUUGUGGUUGGUGAGCACUUCAGCCUGGGCUAAAGCUCUUACGGAUAUUAAAGUAUCCACUGGGCACAGUAUUGUUCAGGAACUUCUGCCUUGUCAACAGAAGGACGUGCAUUGUUACUUUGGUUCUGUGACUAGUAUGGGGUCCCUAAAUGUAUCUGUGAUCUUUGGCUUUCUGAACAUGAUACUUUGGGGAGGAAAUGCGUGGUUUGUAUACAAGGAGACCAGUUUGCACAGUCCAUCAAAUACUUCUACUGCCCACGGCCAAGGAGGUGUUCCACCUCCUGCUGGAAUAUAAUUAAAGGGAGAAAAGCACUGUAGGAAAUGUGUGUCUUGCUAUGACUUGUUGCCAACAUCUUGAGAAGCAUUAUUGGUUUCUAAUAAAAGUAAUGGCUUUUUCAGUAAAUUGGUGGGUUUUAAAUUUUGCUGCUUUUUUACAUAAAGCCUGUGCCUUUCUUAGAAAUGUAAGAUGUAAAUGUAUUCUCACAUGUAAAUUUUAAAGUUCAGGGGCCUAUUAUGAGAUGAUACACAUUUUUGAAUGAGCAGUAAGUUGUUUGCUUUCUAAAGUGUUUACACCUUAAGCCUUAACGUGUAUCUUCAUUCAUAAAAUUGUAUUAUAUCAUAAUAGGAAUAAAAUUAUUCUGGAUAUACACUACUGUAAGUUUGUACAGAUCACAUGCCUGAGACCUGUCUUUGUUUAAGAAAACCUAGAUUAUAUAAGUUGUAUUUAGAAAAAACAUAUUUAGUUCAAAAUUUCUGUCUGAGCAUUGUUCAUGUUAUGAAAAUGUAAUGGCAAAAACUGGGUAUAUGCUCUAAUUCUGUUUUUUCUAAAUGACCUGCUGUACUUAAUAUGUGUACUAAAAUUGUGUUGGGAGCAGGGAUUUGGAAAUUUCUAACAGAUGUGUAGUUUAUUUAGUAAUUCUGUUACAUGAGGUAUAAGCUUACAUUACUCUAGUGGUUUAAUAAGAAUUCAGAGAUAGUACGUGUUUUCCAUGAACUUCUUUGAAGUUCCCUCGGGUUUCAGUAGAAAGAACAUGGUUCACCUAGAUAUCUUCGUAUGUGUGGGCAUUACUCUUGGUAAUGUUUUUUCUCCUAUGUUGCUCUUGCUGUGUAAGCAUAGGUUGAGACCUAGUCUCCUUGUGAGUAGAGAAUAGGAGACUUUUUUUUUUUUUUUUUUUUUUUGCAGACCCUUUUCAGAGGGUCACAAAAAUUAGGAUUACCUUUUACUUUUGAAACAUUUAACAUUUAGAGUCAAUGAAGUUGCUGUCUUGAGUUUAGCAUUGAUAUUGUGAAAAUAAAUGUGAUUCCGAUUUCAUGUUUCUUAAUGUUCUUCUUUCACAAUUGGAUAAUUAAGGAAUUAUGCAUCAUAAAAGAACCUGAGCUUUAUUGUGGGUAUACUCUCUUUGCACACACAUUUGGGUAUAUUCUAAAUAUGGGGCUUACUCACAUUUUGCUUCCUAAUCUUAUUGUACAGGGAUCCAGAUUGCCUAUUCCUAAAAUAUGAUUGUUUAUAUGUGAAGCACAUCUUACUAUUGCCUUGUUUUUGUUGCUUUUAUUCGUGACAGGAAAUGUUUUGAGGAAUGUAUAUCUUUUAUGCAACCAACUUAAUAAAGAAAUUGAAAGAAA